This is a messenger RNA of Dermochelys coriacea (leatherback sea turtle), 5114 nucleotides long. It is a transcript of the gene FANCI, whose product is annotated as FA complementation group I. Gene Ontology annotation, biological process: DNA repair. The transcript has 38 exons. Bases 151 to 4209 code for a protein of 1352 amino acids. Lineage: Eukaryota; Metazoa; Chordata; Testudines; Dermochelyidae. Gene Ontology annotation, molecular function: DNA polymerase binding. The record is from RefSeq and is a predicted model, not a curated record.
GAUACAUCCACCUGAUCCUGCCGGAGGGUCCCAGCUCAAAGCACAGAGAAAAAGGACCUGCUGCCUCACCACCAUGCCCACCUUAAGAUCCUACAGUGCCAUCAGUUCCUGACCCCAAAUCUGCUCAUUUUUAGAGAGCACAUUCAAUGUAUGACAGUGCUGCAAAGUCUACUGACACGAGCUGCAAUGGACCAGAAAAUCUUAUCUCUAGCAGCAGAAGAAGCACUAGACAGACUUCAGGAAUGUCUGCAAAAUCUGAAGGAAAAUGAACUUGGUGACCUUAUUAUGAGGCAGGCUGUGAAGGGAAAGGAGACUGCCAUACUGCUGAGGGGAAUCUUCAAAGGUUCCCCUUGCUCUCAGCAGAAUGGUGUUCUCAGGAGACUCCAGGUUUACAAACAUUGUAUCCGACUGGUGGAGUCGGGGGACCUGCAGUUGGACAUUGUGUCAGAGAUCAUAGGACUGCUGAUGCUGGAGGCUCGUCAAUUACCAGGCGCUGCAUUGGCUGAACUGGCCACUCUGUUUGUUGAUGUUAUUAAAGGAGGAAGCCUGUCUAAUGGGAAGUCCUUGGAGUUGUUUUCCACAGUUCUUACUGCACUGGCUACCUCUAAAGAAAGCCUGGUUUAUGGGAAAGGUGAGCUGAGUGGAGAAGAGUUUAAGAAGCAGUUGAUCAAUACCCUCUGCUCCAGCAGGUGGGAUCAUCAGUGUGUCAUUCAUCUCACCAACAUGUUCAGGGACAUCCCACUAAAUGCAGAAGAGCUGCAGUUUGUCGUGGAAAAGGUCCUGAGGAUAUUCUCCAAGUUAGACCUCCAAGAAAUUCCUCCUCUGGUUUAUCAGCUGCUGCUACUCUCUGCAAAGGGCAGUAAGAAGACUGUUUUGGAAGGAAUCAUCACUUUUUUCAACCAGUUGGAUAAAAGGCAAAAAGAAGAGCAGAGGAUUCCAGAGUCAGUGGACCUUGAAGCUGCCACGGUGCCCCUAGACCAACUCCGUCAUGUGGAAGGCACGAUCAUUCUUCAUAUUAUCUCUGUUAUCAACCUGGACCAGGGUCUCGGCAGGGAACUAAUCAAACUACUAAAGACUGAACAGCAAAGGGACCCUGGCAAGACCCUGUGUCCUUUCAGUGUGGCUCUUGUGCUCUCGGUGGCAAUAAAACACAGAUUUGAAGAGCAGGUGUUUGACUUUCUGAAAAUGUCCAUUGUGAGAAGUUGCAAGGACCUGCAGUUCCUCCAGGGCUCAAAAUUCCUACAGGAUUUGUUUCCUCAGCAGUAUGAUAUAGCGUCCAUAAUCCUGGAAGUGGUGGAAAACAGUGCUUUUGGCUGGGACCAUGUUACUCAAGGGCUGGUGGAUCUUGGUUUCACUUUAAUGGAAUCAUACGAGCCAAAAAAGGUCUUAGGAAAAGCUGCUGAAACCAGUUAUGGCCUUUCCAAGAUGCCAGCCCAGCAGGCAUGCAGGCUGGGAGCUAAUAUCCUGCUGGAAACCUUUAAGGUCCAUGAGCCAAUCAGAAGCGCAAUUCUGGAGCAGGUCUUGAAUAGAGUAAUCACAAAGGCAGCUUCUCCCAUCAACCACUUCAUAGAUUUGCUGUCUAACAUCGUUGUGUCUGCUCCACUCGUCCUUCAGAAUUCGUCCUCCAAAGUUACUGAGGCCUUUGACAAUUUGUCCUUUCUGCCUCUUGAUAUGGUGCAAGGGCUACUCAAGGCCGUACAGCCACUGCUCAAAGUCAGCAUGUCAGUGAGGGACUCCCUCAUACUUGUUCUCCGAAAAGCCAUCUUUUCCAGGCAGCUAGAUGCUCGGAAAGCUGCAGUUGCUGGCUUUUUGCUGCUGUUGAAGAAUUUUAAGGUUCUGGGCAGCUUGACUUUUUCCCAGUGCAGCCAGGCCAUCGGUGCUAGUCAGGUCCAGGCAGACAUUCACGCCUGCUACAACUCUGCAGCUAAUGAGGCCUUUUGCCUUGAAAUCCUGGGCAGCCUGAGGCGAUGCUUGAGUCAGCAGGCAGAUGUCCGACUUAUGCUAUACGAGGGUUUUUAUGAUGUUCUCCGCAGGAACUCUCAGCUGAGUAACUCCAUAAUGGAAACACUGCAGUCUCAGAUAAAGCGAUACUAUGAGCCUGAACCAGACCUGCUUCCCCCACUGAAACUUGAGGGAUGUAUCGUGGCUCAAGGAGACCAAAUAUUUCUGCAGGAACCACUGGCCCAUCUGCUCAGCUGUAUUCAGCACUGCCUAGCCUGGUACAAAAGCACCAUGCAGCUGCACCACGAAGCUGAGGAAGAAGAAGAUGAGGAUGGCGACUAUGUGGGAUUCCAACAAGACCUUGAAGAGAUGCUGGACUCUAUCACACGGCGAAUGAUCAAGAGUGAACUGGAGGACUUUGAACUGGAUAAAUCAGCAGACUUUUCUCUGUUUUCUGGCGUCGGAGUGAAGAACAAUAUCUAUGCCAUUUUGGUAAUGGGAGUUUGUGAGGUCCUGAUUGAGUAUAACUUUAACACAGGGAAUUUCAGCAAGAACAAGUUUGAGGAUGUUCUAGGCCUGUUUAAGUGUUACAGCAAACUCUCCGAGAUCCUGAAGGAAAAAGCUGGGAAGAACAAGUUAUCCUUGGCCAAUAAAACAGCCCGAAGCUUCCUUUCUAUGAGCUUCAUAUCCACUCUGCUCACAGCUUUGUUCAGGGAUAGUGCCCAAAGCCAUGAGGAGAGCUUGGCUGUUCUGCGCUCCAGCAGUGAAUUCAUGCGUUACGCUGUCAGUGUAGCACUGCAGAAGGUGCAACAGCUGGAGGAGACGGGUCAAACAGAUGGACCUGAUGGCCAGAAUCCAGAGAAGAUGUUCCAAACCCUCUGCAAAAUUACUCGGGUCCUGUUAUGGAGAUACACUUCAAUUCCAACUGCAGUUGAAGAGUCUGGGAAGAAGAAGGGCAAGAGCAUCUCGCUGUUGUGCUUGGAGGGCUUGCUGAAGAUAUUUAACACAGUGCAACAGCUCUACAAGUCCAAGAUCCCACAGUUUCUACGGGCAUUGGAUAUUGCUAAUGAUGAUGCAGAGGAAGAGGACGAUAUUAACGUCACCGAGAAAGCUGCCUUUCAGAUCCGACAGUUUCAGAGGUCUCUGGUGAACCAGCUCAGCAGUGCUGGCGAUGACUUCAACAGCAAGGAAGCCCUAUCACUUGUGACCAUUAUCUCCACUUUGUCCAAGCUACUGGAGCCUUCCUCUCCACAGUUCAUACAGCUGUUCUCUUGGACAGUCAAGAUUUGCAAGGAAAACAGUCUGGAGGAUGCCCCUUGCUGUAAGGGUUUGCUGACCCUGCUCUUCAAUCUCCACGUUCUCUACAAGAGCCCUGUUGGCCUGCUGCGUGAGCUCGCCCAGGAUAUCCAUGCUCACCUUGGAGACAUAGAUCAGGAUAUGGAAGUGGAGAAUCCAUCACAUUUUGCUAUCGUGAACAUCAAGACAGCAGCCCCUACAGCCUGUCUGCUGGUCCUGGCUCAAGCAGAGAAGGUCCUUGAAGAGGUGGAUUGGCUGAUCAAAAAGCUUAAGAACCACUUGGUAUUGGAGAUACCAGAAGACUCCUCUCAGGCAUCAAGCCAGAUCCAGUCUCUGGAAAAGGCUAUAAUCCUGCAACUGGGAACACUGCUGACGGCUUACCAUGAGUUGGUGCAAACAGCCCUUCCUGCUGGGAGCUGCGUGGACACUCUUCUGAGAAGCCUGAGCAAGACUUACACUAUUCUCACCUCCCUCAUCAAACACUAUCUCCAAGUUUGCCGUAGUGGCCUGGGCACAAUUUCAGGGAGGCUGGAAAAGCUGGUGAAGCUCUCCGGUUCCCAUUUGACUCCACAGUGUUACGCCUUCAUCACGUAUGUACAGAACAUCCACAGUGAAAGCCUGAGCUUUGCAGGGGAGAAGAAAAAGAAGAGAGAGGAUGAAACUGCUGCAGUUGCUACAGUCAUGGCCAAGGUGCUUCGGGAGACUAAGCCAAUCCCAAACCUGAUUUUUGCUAUAGAGCAGUAUGAGAAAUUUCUUAUCCAUCUCUCCAAAAAGUCAAAGGUGAACUUGAUGCAGUACAUGAAGCUGAGCACCUCCCGGGACUUCCGCAUCAAUGCAUCCACACUAGAGAGUGCGCUGCAGGAGAAGAACACUGAAGAUGCUGAAAAUGAACCAGACAAUGACCAGACAGUUGCAGCAGAACAGCCAGCUGAGAGCCAGGAACCCAAAAAGAAGAGACGACGAAAAAAAUAGAGCUCCUGCCUUCUUGUCAGAGUAACGCUCACCCAGCACAGCUUUUCUGUUGCAGACUGUCAGCAAUUCCAUGGACAACUGUACCUACAAAGAAAUUGUUCUGGCAAUGGAAAACGAGUACUCAUGAACGCUGCUUGAGCUAUGCUGGCCCAGUGAUGCACAAUCUGUGCAAGACCUUGUAUUUUACAGCUAAAAGUUCAGCCUUGGGUAGGCUGUUCGGACUCUGUUCUGGGAGCUGCCUUUGCCAUUAGAAUGUGCUGCUUCAAUGGAGUCCUCUCCCUCAGCCAAGUCCCUUCUUCUUAGAGCAAGACAAGGAUUUGUCACAGAGGCUGGUUCACUACUAGGAGCCCUGUCCUUGCAAGGAUCACAAGCAUUGGCACUCCCUGCCAAUAAGUUAAACUGUUUGAGAGUCUUACAGUUUGGUUGUCUCCAGCUCUAUUUUCUUUUCUCCAGUGAGCCUUUGGUUAUUUCAAUAAGCUGAUAUAUAUCCAGAGCUUCACCUGAAAGACAGUUAAAUUAUUUCCACUUGGGCACUUUCUGAAAGCCCACAGCAUAAAAGUGAGAGACCUCUGCCAACACCAUGUUUUCCACUGUUUUGUUGCUUUAAAGGCCCUAACGCUCCUUCUGUGAAUACAAGAUCACUGCAGCUGUAGGCUGUAAAGAUAGGAAUAGAGAAUCCAACUAUGGUGGUACAGUGAAAAAAGGAGCAGUUAAUUAAUAUUCCUGAGGUUGGACUAUAGUGUUCUCUUUCUGCUGACUUUAGCUGUAAUGCACUUGGCUGCUUUGGUCCAUGGUCCUGGAGAGAAGUCAACUGAGGUUCCUACCACUAGGACUUGUUCACUUGUUGCGCCUUUCCUGAAAUGCACUUUGGCUUAAGCUUUACCAAUAAAGGUUGUUUAAAGGGG